AUGUUCUAUAUAUUGAGAAUUAAAGACAAAUAACAUUUUAUUACGGUAGCAUUUGUUCAUAAAUAUGGCUUCAAAGAUUAUCAUAGCGCUGGCCGUUAUCGCAGUAACAGUCUGCAGUGCCUCAGGCUCCAGCCGAAUCAUCGGAGGCAAUGCAACUGAAAUCGAGAACUAUCCCUCGGCCGUCCAAGUCGAGUUUAGCACCAUCUUCACCUGGACCCAGCAGUGUGCCGGCAGCAUCCUCAACUCACUCUUCAUAUUGUCGGCUGCUCAUUGCUUUUCUGGAAGCCUUUAUUCCGCGCGAGAUCGCCGUAUCAGGGCUGGCACAGCAACUCGCAACUCCAGCGGCUUUAUCUUCGAAAUCCUCCACGCGAUCAACCACCCAAACUUCGAUAACAUGACCCUGGACUCUGACAUCACCGUCGUCAGACUGGCUACUCAGCUGACGUACAGUCCUACCAUUCAGCAGGCCACUAUCAUUGCUCCUGGGUUUGAAUUCCCAGCUAACAUUCCUGUAAAAUAUAUCGGAUGGGGUCUUACUUCGUCAACGGGCCAAGCCUCUCAUGCUGACGUCCUCCAAGAAGCCGAAGUCCUAACAGUCGACCGCUCUGUUUGUGCUCAGACCUACCUCUCGCUCCCAUCUCCAAGAAACAUCACCGGCAAUAUGAUCUGUUCUGGUCUUCUUGGCGUUGGUGGUCGUGGUGCAUGUACAGAUGACGCGGGUGGUCCCUUGUACUACCUCAAUAUCGUGAUCGGCGUGAUAUCCUGGGGCCAGGGCUGUGCGCUGCCCGACUUCCCAGGAGUUAGCACAAACGUCGCUGCCUUCACUAACUGGAUCAGCGCUACUGCAACGUAAACGCUGGAUGGAACCUCGUACUGUUCUUAUUAAACCAUUUUAUGAAAUUUUA
Messenger RNA from Plodia interpunctella (Indianmeal moth), 905 nucleotides. Its product is annotated as trypsin CFT-1-like. Gene Ontology annotation, molecular function: serine-type endopeptidase activity. Gene Ontology annotation, biological process: plasminogen activation; smooth muscle cell migration. The transcript is spliced from 4 exons. The record is from RefSeq and is a predicted model, not a curated record. The coding region runs from base 65 to 853 and encodes 262 amino acids. Lineage: Eukaryota; Metazoa; Arthropoda; Insecta; Lepidoptera; Pyralidae.